AUGGGAAGGUCGCGUUCCAGAAGCAGGACCCCUAAAAAACACCACAGAAGUAAACAUCAUAAGAGAAGCAAAUCGAAAGAUAGGUCUGAUUUGAGUCUGAGCACUCAUAAACGGCACAGGGAUAGAGAGAGGCACGAUAGGAGCUCAGAAAGGCAAGAUAGGAAGGAAAAAUUCGUUAGGAACAUUAGAAAACGUUCAGAUUCAACAUCAUCCUCAGGUUGCAGCAUUAUUUCCCUAGAGAAAAAUGACAAACACAACAGUAAAAAGCACAAGUCUAGAAAAAUGGACGAGGUUGAAAGGCUGGCGGAGUUGGAAAGACAGAGAUGUCAAAAGGAAGCCGAACAAAAAAUCGUCGAAGAGGAGGCAGCUAAAAGAAUAGAAGACUUGGUGAAGAAGAGGGUGGAAGAAGAAUUGGAAAAAAGGCGGGAGGAAAUUGAAAGGGAAGUGGCCAAACGGGUGGAAGAAGCUAAACAGAUAAUGGAGAGGCAGAUGAUGGAAGAUUUGGAAAGGAGAAGACAAAAACAGAGGGAGGAAGAAAGGAAAAGAGAGGAGGAAGAGAGAUAUAAGCAUGAGGAGGUGCAAAGGAUAUUGGAGGAAAAUCAACGAAAAAUUGAAGAAGCCCAAAGGAAAUUGGCCGAAGAUAGAUUAGCCAUGGUGGAAGAACAAAGAAAAAUAGAUGAGGAACGUCGCCGAUUGGAAAAAGAACAGGAGAAACGUGCAAAAGAGGAACAGAAGAAGAUAUUAGGCAAAAAUAAUUCCAGGCCAAAACUGUCGUUUUCGUUAAAACCAGUUUUGUAG
This is a messenger RNA of Ceutorhynchus assimilis (cabbage seed weevil), 798 nucleotides long. The record is from the annotation of a GenBank genome assembly. Lineage: Eukaryota; Metazoa; Arthropoda; Insecta; Coleoptera; Curculionidae.